CAGUACACGUAGUGUUUGGCAAAAUGUCACAGUCACAGUCACAGUCACACUUGUUGAAUGUUGCCAACCGUUGCCAACCAAACUGAACAUUCGCUUGGCGCGAUAUGAUCGUUGUAAUAGUGAAGGGUAUCUAUACACUGGAUGUUUUAAAAGAAUUGAUGAAUGGAUUAGGACAGUACUGUGAGCGAGGAUUAGUCUCAAGACAUCAUGAAGCAGCGAGUCUUACUGACUCUUGUCAAUUUGAUCACCUCCUAUACAUCUUUUCUAGCGGCUGCUGGUGCGAAAACGUCCACGAGGCAAAGAACGCAAAGCAACAAUCACAGUAACAUAAGCGAACUACUGGACAAUCUGCUUCGUGGUUAUGAUAACAGCGUUAGACCAGACUUUGGUGGUCCACCGGCUACGGUUGAGGUCGAUAUCAUGGUACGCAGUAUGGGUCCGAUUUCUGAAGUCGACAUGACUUACUCGAUGGAUUGCUACUUUCGGCAAUCAUGGGUGGAUCGACGUUUGGCAUUUCAAGGCGGCAAAGAAACUUUGGCACUCAGCAUAUCUAUGCUUGCGAAAAUCUGGAAACCGGAUACGUACUUUUAUAACGGCAAACAGAGCUACUUACACACGAUAACCAGCCCAAACAAAUUUGUCAGACUCUAUCAAGAUGGCAGAGUACUCUACAGUUCUAGGCUUACAAUCAAAGCAGGAUGUCCGAUGAACCUUGAGAACUUCCCGAUGGAUACACAAAGAUGCCCGCUACAAUUUGGCAGCUUUGGUUACUCGAAGAGGGACGUGAUCUACAAGUGGAAUAGCGCGAGACAAGUAGCUAUCGCCGAGGACAUGAAAUUAUCUCAAUUCGAUUUAGUUGCCAAUCCGACUGCCAAUUAUUCUGCGUCUCCAACCCUUUCGCACGCGGAGUACUCGAUGCUACUGGUAUAUUUCCAUCUGCAAAGGCACAUGGGCAAUUUUCUUAUACAAGUAUAUGGACCAUGCGUUUUACUGGUUGUCCUUUCCUGGGUGUCCUUCUGGUUAAACAGAGAAGCUACUGCGGAUCGUGUGUCAUUGGGAAUAACAACGGUGUUAACGAUGACAUUUUUGGGAUUGGAAGCACGAACCGAUCUGCCGAAAGUUCCUUACCCAACAGCCCUAGAUUGCUUCGUUUUUCUCUCGUUUGCCUUUAUUUUUGCCACCAUUAUACAAUUCGCGGUGGUUCACUAUUUCACAAAAUACGGAUCUGGAGAAUGUUAUUUCAGUUCAGAUCUGAGCGAAAGCGAAACCUCCAGCGAUGAGGAGGAACCAGACACGAAGUCGUUGAAGAGAGAACCGAUACCGCAAACUCAUAGAAGAACUUCAGAAAACCUAGCCGCCAAAGGACAUCCUAGCCGAAAUUUCACAAUGAACGAAGAUGGGAUGAUCGAAGUGAUUCCAUUAUCUGCGAUUCCAGAACCCAUCCGGGAUCCCGAAUUGGGCCACUGGCAAAUGCCAUGCGUCUGUAGUCCCACUCCUCCUCGCCAGCCUCCUCCGAGUGGCAAAACUUCCGGAAGGAAGCGACGCAAGAGAACACCUAGAUAUAAUUCCGUUUCAAAAAUCGAUCGGGCUAGUCGUAUCGUGUUCCCUAUGUUCUUUAUGGCAAUCAACGUGUUCUAUUGGUACGCCUAUCUGUCAAGGAGCGAGCGCAUUAAUUAUUAUAACGUGAACUCGAACGACACGUGAGAAUAGUUACUGUCGAACGAAGCAAAGGCAAUCCUGUUCUUGUCACGAAAACUGGAUGAAAAAUUCAUCCCAUUGGUCGACGAAUCUACAAUGCCAUAAGCGAGUGUGUAAGAGUAAUUAUUUCGUUAAUCUCGCGUCAGCAAGAGUGUAAGCUAAAUGAGAGUCUCGGCGAACAAGGUUUAAAAACAAAAAGUAGGUACUGUCCAUAAGCGGUUCAGUUUACUACUUACAUCAAUCUUCAGUUUCUGUAACAUGAACUUUAAAACCGUACAGUUCCCUCCAUUUUAACUUCAACGAACAAGUACACACUUAAUGGCCCAUUUAUACAAAACAGAAGCGGUUGCGUAUUGUAUCCCCAGUACAUAUCUAUUUCCCACAUCGGUUUCAAACAAAAGUCAAAUGUGCCCGAUGACGCCACAGUGUGCCGAACAAUGGAAAAAAAUCAAAAAUUCAAAGUGUAAGAUCUACACAUCUUUUUGUUUUGAAAUGUUAAUAAUAGAACAUAGUUUGUAAUUUGACUUAUAAAUUUAACUAAACAUAUUAAUUUAUUAUUAAAAUUGUGACGUGAAAUUUACUGCAAUAAUCGGUGCAUUUUUUCAAACACGUGCCACUUGCAAAUCAUUUGCUAUUUCUAUUUAAUUUUUACAGCGUUUAUUUAGUAUCAUAAGGCCUUUCGAAUGACAAAAAAUUCCUUUACAAUAUUAACAAUUUGUCCUAAUUUAUUAUGUUAAAUGUUUAUCAACUUUGACUUGAGUUUUAAAAUAAGUACCAAAAGGUACCUCUGUGAAAUUUCCUAUUGCACAAAACGGAGAAAAUAAUGAAAAUCCUCGUCAAGACGUUCUGCGUCAAGGCCUUCUCCAUAGUCUCUAAAUUCUUACCGUGACUAUUGCAAUUGUGCUGUAAGCAUCAUAUAACAUCUAAUUAAUUUGAAAAAUAUAUUUUUAAAAAUUCCAAACGAAAAUUAACUACUGAUCCUAAACAAUAUACAAUCAUACUUAACAAUAUUUUCAAAUUGAGUUUUAAAAGAAAGUACCAUUAACGUUGACUUUAAGUACAUAAAUAUGCACAAAUGGAAGAAAAUAGUUGAAACCAUUAUUGACGUUCAGAUGCCGGUGUCUGGACGUUCGGCGUCCAUACCUUUAACGUAGUCUGUCAAGCCCCACUUAUAUUCUCGCGAAGUGAUAAAACACUAUAUUCGCUGUUUAUGUUUCUGUAAAUAUUCUACCCCUUCUUUUCAAUUUUUUAUACUGUAGGAAAGAGAAAGGGUGUUUCGUCUCGGGAUCGUCUGUCAGACUCGUCCAGUGGGGCUGACAACAGACGAUCCCUGCCUCAGACACCAAUCGUACCGCUAUUCAGAACUUAUAUGUAUACAGGGUGUUCGACAACAGGUGGGCAAAAUUUUAAGGGGUGAUUCUAGGGAUCAAAAUAAGACGAAAAUCAAGAAUAACGAAAUAGCGUGUGCGGCUUUGUU
Messenger RNA from Osmia lignaria (orchard mason bee), 3175 nucleotides. RefSeq names its product GABA-gated ion channel (gene Grd). Gene Ontology annotation, cellular component: membrane. Lineage: Eukaryota; Metazoa; Arthropoda; Insecta; Hymenoptera; Megachilidae. The record is from RefSeq and is a predicted model, not a curated record. Gene Ontology annotation, biological process: monoatomic ion transmembrane transport. Gene Ontology annotation, molecular function: GABA-A receptor activity; extracellular ligand-gated monoatomic ion channel activity.